This is a messenger RNA of Knipowitschia caucasica, 1629 nucleotides long. The record is from the annotation of a GenBank genome assembly. Lineage: Eukaryota; Metazoa; Chordata; Actinopteri; Gobiiformes; Gobiidae.
AUGAGCGCAGAGCCAGAGCCACCUCGCGGAGCUCUCACCAAACUCAGAACACGGCCACAAGACGUCACCAUGCCACCGUCCUCCUCCAUGUCCAAAUCCUCUCCACUUUGCCCGUCCUACUUGGUUUUUCUCUUGCUUUUCUUUGCGUUUCCUCCCGGCCUUGAGGCCUCUACUCUGAGGGACCACCGUCUUCGAGGUGCAGAAUCAAACGUGCCAUCCCCCAACGAGGACAUGCUAAAGGCUCUCGAAUACAUCCAGAGCCUCCGGCAAAACGUUCAACCGCAAGACGACCACCGGGAGAGAGAGAGAGCUACGUCCAACCAGGAGAGCCCACAACAGCGAUUGGAGGAUAAGAGCGAGGAGUUGCUACAGGCCGUUUUGAGCACUCUCCAGCAUACGGAGCCAAAUCCAAAACCGAAAGCCCAGGAAGCGAUCGCGCCGCAUAGAGAGAUGCCUUUGCUGUUUGAAGAUGACGAGAAGGAGGACGCGGAGGAGGCGGCCGAGGACUCCGAUCGGACGGACGAUUUCAAACGCACCAACGAAAACGUGGAGGAGAAGUACACGCCUCAAAACCUGGCCACGCUACAGUCGGUAUUUGACGAGCUCGGGAAAAUCAACUUCAAUUUCAACACAAAACGAGAAAAUAGCGCGGAAGAUGAGAGUUUUUUCAACGCCAGAGAUGCGGCGUACGAUGAAAGAGAUUGGGAGGAAGACCAAGACGAGAGGCAUGAUUUUGAACGUGCGUUGGAUUACCUCGAAGACGGAGAUCAGGAAAACGGCGAUAGCCUUGUCGCUAAAAGAUCCACGGACGACAACGAAGGCAAAAUGGCGAACUUAGCCGACUUCUAUCUGCUGAAAGUGCUGGAGCAGACAGAGGAGGAGGAGCAGAAGAAAAGAGAGAUUGAGGAAGAGGAGGAGGGGCAAGAGCGAAAGGAAAGAAGCACAGCCGUGUUACGAAACAACAUCGACCCCAAAACGAUCUACAGGCUUUUACAGGUUUCGCAAAAGUACCAAAUCCCACCGGAAGAUCUCAUCGACAUGUUGAGAUCUGGGGAAAUCGCCAGGAUGAAGGUCAACACGCCCGUCCAUGCAAAAAAGACGUACAAGAAACCUGAGUAUUUAAGCAGGAGGCUCCCGCUGCGGCAAAAGACACCAGACGAAAUGAGAACGGAGAGGAUUCUAAAGAUUUUAGGCUUGUCCGGAGAUGAAAACCGCAUGCAAAGUCCAUUCAGAAAGCAGUACAAAACCAUAUACAGUCGCCCCGUCUGGAGAGAUGCUAGCAUUAAGCAGCAGCUGCAGCAGAAGCAAAGAUUCCCCACCAAGCAAAAAGACGAUUACGACGACACAGAAAACGAACUGGCGACGUUUUUGGCGGCACGGAUGUUGUCCAAAUACCCCACGCACAAAAGUAGGGUGACCCAAAAGAGGGAGGAGACAACAGAUGAUCAGGCGGGGUCUUUCGAAAGAGCCGUUCAAGACUAUUUUGAUCAACUGGAUUCGGACAGAAACGCAAAAAGUCAGUCCGACGUUGAGAAGAGAGAAGUGGAGGAUUUCGACAACGAAGAAGUCAUGAAGUUGCUGAGUUUUGUAGUAACUCCUGACGAACGGGACGCCAAAAUUACAGAGUAA